AUGGCAGGCCAACGUUCUAAGGAGCACUUCAAAUUCCCUACAUUCUUCGCUUUAUGGAUGUGCCCUGAUCAAAGACUCUACGACGCUGUAGAAUUCGCGGUACGAAGAUAUAGCUCCGUUGAUGACAUUAACAACGCAAUUCGAGAACAAAUUGUUGGGUACCGUGACCAGAUCUGGUCAACGAAUACACUGGUUUAUACUCGUGCCACGGCUGAUAUGAUCCCACUGAAGGGCACGAAAAGUCGUAACGUCUGCUUUGUGACUGUUUUUGCUGAGAAUAUUAUCGUUUUUGUCACAUCGGUGGCACCUUUCCUUUGA
Messenger RNA from Haemonchus placei, 318 nucleotides. NCBI's taxonomy places the organism in Eukaryota, Metazoa, Nematoda, Chromadorea, Rhabditida, Trichostrongylidae. The record is from the annotation of a GenBank genome assembly.